GAGGAUCAAUAGUUGCUAAUGCCAUAAUUUAUAGACUCGUACUUAGUCCUUUUCGGCUCGAAAUCAGGCAAUAAAGCCGAUGUAUUAGUAUGAGCCUGCACAGCAAACACAAUUUACCAGCGGGUUUUCAGUUAGCCAUGCGUACCGAGUAAGGGUGACGUCAUGCCGUUCUUUGAUUGGCCGAUUUGAACCAACACCAUCAAGGCGGUUUUAUUCAAGAACUCUUGGACGGACAUUUUGAUUUGCGAGUUCUUUAUUCGGAAACUUUUUGCCCAUCUUCUAUGCUGCAGAACAUCUGUAUCAGACAGAAAUGCGACCAGUCCCGAAAACCCCUGCUUCGGCAAAAACCCCGCGUAGUGGAAAGACACCAAGAAGACCUACAGGCAACAAGGAUCCAGUUGAGGUUUAUUGUCGAAUACGGCCUCUUGGUGACAAUGAAGAAGAAUCUUGUGUCCAAAUAAUCAGUGAAACAGUAUUGCAGCUCACCGCUCCAAAAAACUCAGCAGGAUUCAAGUCUGGCCACAGAUUAGAGACGCAGCAUACAUUUAAAAAAGUUUAUGAUGAAAAGACAUCCCAGAAAGUACUUUUUGAUAAUGUUGCACUGCCCUUGGUUGAUGAUCUAGUUCAUGGAAAGAAUGGCUUGAUAUUUGCCUAUGGUAUCACUGGGUCUGGUAAGACACACACCAUGACUGGGACACCCAGUGACAGUGGCUUGCUUCCAAGAUGUUUAGAUGUUAUCUUCAACUCUAUUGGAGAACUGCAAUCUCCUAAAUAUGUAAGUUGCAAGUCUUCUACUGAAUGUCUUCUUUACAGACCGCCAGCUUCAAAGAAUCUAAGAGAGGACAUGAAUCAUAAUAUGUACGUUAGCGGCGUAACAGAAGUUGAAGUCAAAAGCACGGAAGAAGCUUACAGUAUUUUCUGGAAAGGCCAAAAGAAAAGGCGUGUUGCCAACACUGUACUAAAUCGAGAGUCAAGUCGAAGUCACAGUGUGUUUGCAAUCAAACUAGUACAGGCUCCCUUAGAUCCUGAUGGUGAAGAGGUCUUACAGGAUAGAAAUCAAAUUGCAGUGUGCACAUUAUCACUGUGUGAUUUAGCAGGGUCUGAGAGAACAAACAGGACAAGAGCUGGUGGAGACAGACUACGAGAAGCUGGUAAUUUAUUACAGGUUGACACUGACAUAUCACACACUGGGAUCUAUGUUCGGAUGGUUGUUUGUUUGAAUCCUAAUGCCGAAGAUUAUGAUGAGAGUGUGCAUGUGAUGAAAUUUGCCGAGGUGACACAAGAUGUUGUUAUAGCCAGACCUCAAUCAGUCAGAUUUGACACUGGACUGACACCUGGGAGAAGGAGAGCAAAUCAAAUGUACAAGGAAGUUCUUGCACAUGUUGAGGAUAAUAAAGAUAACGGUGAAACAGUGAUCAUAGCCAAACCUCUUCAAACCAUGGGACCACCUUUCCCAGUUAUGGAGAUAAAUUCACCAGAAGAUAACACAACGCUAGUAAACUUGAUUUAUUUUCUUCAAGAGAGACAAAGACGGCGACAAACUCUCAUUGAUGAUUUGUCGAGGAAAGAGGGAAUUUUUAGGGCUCAACUCUUGGAAUUAGAAAAAGAAAACAGCCAAGCAAAUGGAAUUAUUGCUAACCUUAAGACAACAAUCGAGGAAAAAGACAGAGAUAUUCAGAAACUGGAAAGAAGACUGAAGGCUAUAACGCAAAAGAAUGAGAUGCUUCAGAAGACUGCAGAGAUGUACGAGCAGGAUAAAAAAGAACUGCAAUAUGAGUUGGAUGAUCAGAAGAAAAGAGCUGAUAAGGAGAAAACCGACAAAGUUAAAAUGCGCCAGGCUUUAAAAGGAGUAGUGACACAAGAAAAAGGCAAAUGGGAACGAGAAUGCUCAAAACGCGUUAAGGACAAGGAGAUGGAGAUGCAAGCUAAAAUGUGGCAAAAGGAUGAGAAGCUAAGACAACUCAAGGAGAUCGUACAGAGCAUGCAGACCAAUGACGCAAGGACUGUAACUCGUGCCCAGGCUAGGGCUGCGGCAAUGUCUAGGUCCAAGUCUCCCCCGCCGCCUGUGGCCAGAAAGCCUCCUAUUAAAUCUCGCCACAGACGAUCCAAGUCAUCAGAUUGCUGGAUAGAGCACAAACCCUCGACGCAUUUGGAAACAGAUACGGUUCUUAAACCGCAAAUUAAGAACAAGAAAACAGUAAGCAGACCCGCGGAAAAGGAUUUCAAAGCAACUAACGCCACAAACUAUGUGUUAUCCCAUCAAGAGGAAGAUUCUGCCGGCGAAAUCGAGACUAAGUUGAUUAAAGGAGACGUGUACAAAACUGUGGGAGGUGGUCAUUGUAUCCAGUUUACAGAAGUAGAGACUUUGAAAACAAGAUCUGACGAACUAACAAGUCCAGGAAGAAAACGCCGAGCGUCUGAUUCGAUCGAUGAUGAAAGUCAUUCAAGCUGGACUGAUGUAGAAACAAGGUGUUCCACGGCAAUUGAAGGCAGACCGGGCAUGGGUCCAAGCUAUUGUCACACAACAUCAAAGAAAAAGAAGCCUUGAAGAGGGACUUUCAACAGAAGUUGUGUUUCUUUGUUUAAGUGUCAUACCUCCCAAGCGAUGACGAAAUUUAGAUUAUAUAAGGAGUCUACUCCGACCAGACUCAUGAAUUGCACUCGCAAGUUAUUUCGUCAAAACUAUGAAUGAUGGGUGUUCACAGCAUUCAUUUCCCCGUUAUUCAGAUAAAUAGUUUUAAUGAACGCCACCAAUGGUAAUGUUCCAUCGCCUCGAGAGUUCAAGAGCUGGAUGUACAACUCGAUAUAUUCGCAGUAACGGUGCUCUCAUUUAGUGCUUUUGCUUGGAAAAAUGAUGGACUCUUAUCAGUUAGCAAUGUUCUGUUUUUUAAUCGUUUGUUUUCAUUUUAGUAACCUUUUUUUUUCAUUGAUAAGUAGUCUCUGUAAAAAGCCGUAGGUAAUAAUUAAUAAAUAUAUUUACAUUUCGCUUGGUCUGGAUUCUUUCGGCGCCUGAUUUUUUGUUAGAAUUAAGGCAACAUUGAAUGAAUUAUAUGCAGUACUUAGUAGUAAGUAGGCCUGAUAAUGAAAUUAAACCAAUACGGUGUCGUCACCUCA
Orbicella faveolata is the source of this 3114-nucleotide messenger RNA. RefSeq names its product kinesin-like protein KIF23. Gene Ontology annotation, cellular component: mitotic spindle; spindle microtubule; kinesin complex. Gene Ontology annotation, molecular function: ATP binding; ATP hydrolysis activity; plus-end-directed microtubule motor activity. NCBI's taxonomy places the organism in Eukaryota, Metazoa, Cnidaria, Anthozoa, Scleractinia, Merulinidae. The record is from RefSeq and is a predicted model, not a curated record. Gene Ontology annotation, biological process: spindle elongation; microtubule-based movement; mitotic spindle assembly.